GCACCGCCCCGGUGUUUUUGUGUCCCCAGCUCUUGGGAAAAGCCACCGUGUUUCUUUACCUGGUGGUCCUUUACCUUCAGGCCUGGAGAUCUCCAGGUCCCGGUCAGGACGUUUGGCCACGUAGUAGUGCGGCGAGGGGCGCGUGGGAGCUGACGCGGGUGGAGCGAUUGUGAUAAGGUUGACGUUGACUAGAGGUGGCCGGACAAGAGGGCAGUCACCAGCGCGCGCAGCAGGCCAGGUCCGGGGAGCUCCUAAAUCCCGCGGUCCAUAAUGAAGUUUCAAUAUAAGGAGGACCACCCCUUCGAGUACCGGAAAAAGGAAGGUGAAAAGAUUAGGAAGAAAUACCCAGACCGAGUGCCGGUCAUCGUGGAAAAGGCUCCUAAAGCUAGGGUCCCUGAUCUGGACAAGAGGAAGUACCUUGUACCCUCUGACCUCACCGUUGGCCAGUUCUACUUCUUAAUCCGGAAGAGGAUCCACCUGAGACCCGAGGACGCCUUAUUCUUCUUUGUCAACAACACUAUCCCGCCCACCAGUGCUACCAUGGGCCAGCUGUAUGAGGACAACCACGAGGAAGACUAUUUUCUGUAUGUGGCCUACAGUGAUGAAAGCGUCUAUGGGAAAUGAGGCAGAAGCCCAGCAGAUGGGAGCACCUGGACUCGGGGGUAGGGGAGGGGUGCGCGUGGGACUCGGGGAACCGGAGGGAGGGCUCCCGACCGUGGAGGAGACGCAGGUGAAGACAUCGGAAAACAUCACACCGCACACACUGUUGUCUUUUUUUCACAAGCUCAACUGUUAAUUUUUCUCUGCUUCCUCAGCCCAGGAGGAACUUGUGUUGGAUUGGCUGUGAGAGCCGGGUAGUGACAGCAUAACUCACAGCCUUGCUUGUGAGCUCCCGUGCAGUUUCAUCAGAGGGUUGGGAGAAAGGCGGGUGGCCACUAGGGAAGAAUACAGUUCAGCAGCAACUCCCGUCUCUUUGGGCAGAGGUCUGGUAUUUGGCAUUUGUAUUGGCCACAGACGGAAAGGGGAAAGAAUGCUUUAGAAACUGUAGGGGACCAUACCUAAGGGACCAAAAGAUGCCUACUGUCAUUGACCUCUGUCUCCGAUUCCUCCCUCUCCUAGUCCUUUUCUUCCACCCCCGGUGUCACAGCGCCGCGCAGUGGACACUUGCGCAGAUGUUUAGAUGGAGUCAUCUUAGAAAAUAGGGUUGUUGUUCGGGAACGUGAUUAUGAUUGCCAGUAGUUUUCGAUGGCAUUAAACUGGAGUUCAGGGUUGAACAUCUCUGCUCCUCAUCCCAUGAGUACCUUGGAAUUUCAGGAGCCUCAGGAUCAGUCCUCUAGCAUUUCCUUCACUUUUCUCACGUACAGGGACAGAGCGUCUAUGUGUGGAGGGUCCAGGUUACAAGGUAAGCUAGAUUUGCACACCGGCCACGCAUCCUCCCCCUGCCUCGGUCUCUUCAGUCCCACACGCACUGGAAUGCUAAGUGAUGGCCAGCUGUUUUCCCUCCAUGGCAUCUGCUCUACAGAAAAGAUGGAGUGAGGAUUCCAGCGUUUCGUGGGGGGUUUUACUCAUUCAUUUUCAUUUAGGGACUCUGUGGGGAGGGGGCGGGACCAGGAAUUGCAUUCACAUGUGACAUUUCAACUCAUCUCUACAAAUGCAGAGCAUCCUCCCAGCUGGGAGCAAUCUGUACGUCUGCCCUGUUGGCUGCAGGUUUUAGUACUUUGAAGUCAAUGCUGUCAGGCCAGGGAAAUAAAAUAAUUGCUUACCUUAAAAAAUC
Messenger RNA from Psammomys obesus (fat sand rat), 1774 nucleotides. It is a transcript of the gene Gabarapl1, whose product is annotated as GABA type A receptor associated protein like 1. The transcript has 4 exons. The record is from RefSeq and is a predicted model, not a curated record. Gene Ontology annotation, cellular component: autophagosome; autophagosome membrane; cytosol. Gene Ontology annotation, biological process: cellular response to nitrogen starvation; macroautophagy; autophagy of mitochondrion. Gene Ontology annotation, molecular function: GABA receptor binding; ubiquitin protein ligase binding. Bases 271 to 624 code for a protein of 117 amino acids. NCBI's taxonomy places the organism in Eukaryota, Metazoa, Chordata, Mammalia, Rodentia, Muridae.